Molecule: messenger RNA, 1456 nt
Organism: Pseudogymnoascus destructans
Lineage: Eukaryota; Fungi; Ascomycota; Leotiomycetes; Thelebolales; Thelebolaceae
Gene: MMM1
Product: ERMES complex subunit mmm1
Exons: 2
Coding region: 164-1456 (430 amino acids)
Biological process (GO): phospholipid transport; mitochondrion organization
Cellular component (GO): ERMES complex; endoplasmic reticulum
Molecular function (GO): lipid binding
Source: RefSeq, a predicted model, not a curated record
CCAUAAUUGCCCAGCGAAGUAAAGGCAGAUUUCAGAAUAAUACUACUUCUUGGAGCUUAUAACAGGUGCGGUUUAUUAUUCCUUGGGCUCUUUCUGCCUAUCGUAUCGAUCGGCUCCAAGGAGCUUGCGAUGCCCUCGAGAGCCAGGCAUUGAUCCCCCCACAAUGUCGACGAACACCGCCCCUAUACACCAUGAGUCCUCAUUAUCAUUCACCCAGGGCCUUCUCAUCGGCCAACUCUCCAUCGUAAUACUCAUCGGCGCGUUCAUCAAAUUCUUCAUCUUCGGCGACCCGCCAUCUCCCGACCUCACGGCCGCUCUCCGUGCCACCGAGCGCCGCAGCCGCACACUUGCACAUAAACGAUCGCUCCUGUCCCUGCGCCCACCAUCUGCUCAUUCACACUCUCACACCCAGAACCUGAGCCGAAAGCGCUCCUCCGCGUUGCGAAACCCGCCUCCUCUUACGAUAGGCACCAUUCUCUCAAAAACAUACUACAAUGUCGACGCGCACCAACCCGAGUCGCUUGACUGGUUCAAUGUUUUGAUUGCUCAAACCAUCGCCCAGUUUCGCGCUGACGCACAGCACGAUGAUGCGAUUUUGACCUCGCUGACCCGCGCCCUGAACGGAGCUUCUCGGCCGGAUUUCCUCGACGAGAUCAAAGUCACAGAACUCAGCCUCGGCGAAGACUUCCCCAUCUUCAGCAAUUGCCGCGUCAUCCCCGUUGAUGACGAUGGCAUUGCAACCUCAGCGCCCCACGGCUGCGGCCGCGAGAGCAAACGUCUCCAAGCACGCAUGGACGUCGACCUCUCCGACUUCAUAACCCUCGCGCUCGAAACCAAGCUCCUCCUCAACUACCCCAAGCCCCUCACCGCCAUCCUCCCCGUCGCCCUCGCCGUGAGCGUUGUCCGCUUCUCCGGCACGCUCUCCAUGUCCUUCAUCCCCUCCUCGUCCUCUCCCGCGCACAACACCGCAACCACAAUGGCCUUCUCCUUCCUCGACGACUACCGCCUCGACUUCUCGAUCCGCAGUCUCGUCGGCUCGCGCUCGCGCCUCCAGGACGUCCCUAAGAUUGCCAGCCUCGUUGAGAAGCGCCUACACGACUGGUUCGACGAGCGCUGCGUCGAGCCGCGCUUUCAGGAGAUCGCGCUGCCGAGUCUGUGGCCUAGGAAGAAGAAUACGAGGGGUGGAGAGGAGACGCCAGAGGCGGCGCCGGGGCCGAGUAUGAGUCGCAAGGAGGCGAAGAUGGCGGCGAAGGAGGUGGAGAGGGGGAUUAUGGCUGAGGCGAGGAGGGAAGUGGAGAGGGAGGCGGAGGAGAAGGCUGAGAGGGAGAGGGCGAGGCAAUGGGAGAGGGAUGCGGUGGAGGAGGAUGAGUUGGAAGGUAUGGGUGGGGUGCGGAGGAGGAGGAGGAUGACGCGGGGUGAGGAGUAUGCGAUGCCUGGAAGCAUGCCCAUGGGUUGA